AUGUCAGCACAGGCGUCCCUGUGGACCCCCCCAGAGUCGAGUCAGGUCUCCGUUGGGUCGAGUCAGGUCCCAGUGGACGCUCCUGAGUCGAGUCAGGGUCAAGUCACGGUUGGUCUUUAUGAGCCCAGUCAAAUCACUACCAAUCUACCAGAGCCUGGUCACAUCUCAGCUGAACUUCCAGAGCCUCAUCACAUCCUUUCUGUUGUACCCAGCAAUGCUCUCUCAGCCUGUUUUAUUGCUGUCAAGGAGACUGUUACGGCUGUGGAACCUCCAGAGGUGGUGGCAACUGCUGCAGAACCUUCGGAUGCCAUCUACCCUCUCGUCUCGGCUAUGGAGGCCACCUAUGAAAUCACCGCCUGCCCUGUCAUGGCCACGGAGUCUUACAUGACCAGACUUCCACUCCUGUGCCAUCGACUCCACUGUGGUGGUCCUCUGCUCCGCCCUUGGGCUCCCGUUCUGUCUGCGCUGCCCCGGAGAGCUCCAGUUCCACCUGCUCCACCCUGGAUUCCUGCUCUGUCUGCACUGCCCUGGGCCCCUGAACUUUCCGAUCUGCCCUGGUCUCUUUCGGCAGCAGUGUGUUUUGAUCGUCACGUGCUGAUCGCGUUGGUUAUCAAGCGUCUCUACGUCACGCGUGCUGACGUUAUCUGGCUGUGUGGACAGACAGCAGUGAUGGUGAGCGUCGUGCAGGGCUGGAUGUCACGGCUGCUGUCUCCGCUGUGGCGCCGGGCGCAGGAGCUCGAUGAGCGGCGAGAGGAUCCACGCUUCGACGGUGAGGCUCAGAUCCGGCAGGUGCAGACAGGUGUGGUGACUCAUCUGUGUGUGGAUUACGGCCUGAUCGAUCACAGCGUGUAUUUCACAUCAGGAGAGGUGCUAGGAGGAGUCGUGCUGUGUGUGGGAGACUCGGUGCAGGCGCUGGCCGUGCGGGACGGAGCCCACGGACACUGGAUUGCACUCAGGGUGGAGCGGCACAAGGACGCCUGGGACAGCGCAGGGUCAGAGACGCUCACGCUGGAGUCUGACAAACUCCGGCCUCUGAUUGGAACAGUGACGUCAUGUGAUCGAGAUGGAGGAUACAUCAACCAGACGACGUAUUUCCCUCGAUCGGCUCUCUGUGAAGCCAUCAAGGCUAUUCCUACCAUCUCUGUGAUCUCCGCUGCAGUCCUGCUGGCUCUGUCACAGUCUCCAGGCCCUUCUCCAUCCACAGACCUGGCCCACCAUCCCUCCCCUGUUCCAUCACCUCUCCUCUUCCUUCAUGUUUCCCCACUCGGGGUACUUUUUUUUGUUUUUGGUACAUCUUUGAGUCCUCUCCUCAUCUCUCCACCCGGUCUGUAA
Messenger RNA from Carassius auratus (goldfish), 1332 nucleotides. RefSeq lists its product as uncharacterized. The transcript has 8 exons. Lineage: Eukaryota; Metazoa; Chordata; Actinopteri; Cypriniformes; Cyprinidae. The record is from RefSeq and is a predicted model, not a curated record. Bases 1 to 1332 code for a protein of 443 amino acids.